GUCAAAGCUUUGGAACAAAUUACUUGAAAGUGUGAGAGUUUUAUGCAAAUACAUGAAAGAAGUAUGGGUAAUGUGUAAUUUGUGGAUGUGAAUAUUAUUGGCUCGACACUGAGUGUUUUUGCUUCUUCGCUUUGUUCUCGCGUCUUGUUCGUUUGUCGGCGUCGAUGGACUACUCAUUGCUGAGCUCGCUGGUGAGGGCGGUGCUGCCGUCGCAGGAGCGCAAGAAGAAAGAGCUCCCGCCGGAGGCAGAGGCGUCAGGGCACCCGGAGGUGGGAGAGGGAGGCGGCGGAUGGGAUGACGACGACCCGGGGUGGGCCACCGUGGGCUUGUCGGUGGUCCGCAUCGUGGCCUGCUUCGUGACGAUGAUGGCGACGACGAUCGUGUGGGCGCUGAUAAUGUUCCUGUUGUUUCCGUGGCCAUACGAGAGGAUCCGGCAGGGCAACCUCUGGGGCCACCUCACCGGCCGCCUCAUGAUGUGGAUUUUAGGGAAUCCCAUUAUCGUUGAAGGGUCUGAAUUCUCCAACACAAGGGCUAUCUACAUCUGCAAUCAUGCAUCGCCGAUUGACAUUUUUCUUGUCAUGUGGCUGACCCCAACUGGAACUGUUGGCAUAGCCAAAAAAGAGAUCAUUUGGUAUCCACUAUUUGGCCAACUUUAUGUGUUGGCAAACCAUCUCCGAAUUGAUCGAUCAAACCCAGCUGCAGCUAUUCAAUCAUUGAACGAGAUUGCUAGUGACAUUAUGAAAAACAACUUGUCGCUGAUCAUUUUCCCAGAAGGCACCCGCUCGAGAUCAGGGAGGCUUCUUCCAUUUAAGAAGGGCUUCAUGCACAUUGCACUACAAACGCGAUUGCCCAUCGUGCCAAUGGUGUUCACAGGUACACAUCUCGCUUGGAAGAACAACAGUUUGAAGGUGAGACCCACACCAAUCACAGUGAAGUACCUUCAACCAAUAAAAACAGAUGAUUGGGAAGGAGGAGGGAUGAACGAGUAUAUAGAGUUGAUACACAAAUUAUACGUCCAACACUUGCCGGAUUCCCAGAAGCCAUUAACAUGAGCAAAAACCCAAACAAUUAUGAAGUGAAGAAUCAAGUGCAAUCCCGGAAUAUAUUGUAGCAAUUAGUUCUGUAUGUCAUACAUUAUAUAGAGAUCUAAAAUUAUAUGGUGAAGCAUCGUUGUAAAGUUGUUUCAAAAGUAAAUCUGAAGCUUCUUUUAACUUUGUA
This is a messenger RNA of Zingiber officinale, 1218 nucleotides long. RefSeq names its product 1-acyl-sn-glycerol-3-phosphate acyltransferase-like. The coding region runs from base 165 to 1052 and encodes 295 amino acids. Gene Ontology annotation, biological process: phosphatidic acid biosynthetic process. Gene Ontology annotation, molecular function: 1-acylglycerol-3-phosphate O-acyltransferase activity. The record is from RefSeq and is a predicted model, not a curated record. Gene Ontology annotation, cellular component: endoplasmic reticulum; membrane. The transcript is spliced from 5 exons. NCBI's taxonomy places the organism in Eukaryota, Viridiplantae, Streptophyta, Magnoliopsida, Zingiberales, Zingiberaceae.